GCACCGUCCAACGACCGACCGACCGACCGGACACAAACACCGAGCCGCAGCCGCAUCCGCCACCGGAACCCCCUCAUCAUUCGGCGUUCACGGGCCGCGGACAGGCCCCGGAGCAGAGCGGAGGCAGCCGGGUCCGGUGCACCGGGAGCCCGCUGUCUGAGCACCGCAGACGGGGAGACAAAGCGGAACGGAGCCGCCGCUUAAACACUGAGUCACGGUGCUGCGGCGGAGGAGCCGUUACCGAGCGGAGGACACGGACACGGACGGAGGCGGGCCUGGUCCCGGUCCCGGUCCUGAUGCAGAGGUUCGGUACCGACCCCUGAUCCGGAGCCUCUGAUUGGCUGUGUGGACUAAAGCCCCCGAACACAUCCGCCGGAGGACGAACCGAGACCCGAAGACACGAUCAGGGACAGACGGAGGACAAUGUGGACAAGAGGAAACAGAAACAUGGACGAAUCCGGAUUUUAAAGGUUUUCUUUCAGAGACAAGCCGGAGACCAGUGGAAGACACCUGGACAGAGGGACGUUCAGACCCUUUGGAUGUUCAGACAUGAUGUCUCUGAGGUACACCCGGAUCCCGGCCCAGGUGGUCCUGGUCCUUUUCCUGAACCGGUCCGUGACGGCGGGCCGGUCUGACAGGAACAUGGUGUCAGAGGAGUACGUGGGCGCCACAGUGAACGCCACGGUGUUGGACGCCCGAGGAAACGCCGUACACAUGAUGAGCAGCGACGAGGGCACCUACGGACAGAACUCUCCUAAAGUGGACACCAGAGGCGUGGUCAUCGCACCUUCGCCACAUCACGGAGUGGUGGAUCGUCAGGGCUGCGACGCCAACACGCGUUUCCUGGUUCCUCCUCGAAGUGUCCAGUGGGUGGCGCUGCUGCAGAGAGGAAACUGUACGUUCAAGGAGAAGAUCCUGAAGGCGGCGACGUUCAACGCCACCGCCGUUCUGAUCUACAACAACUCCACCAAUAAGACGGUGAAGAUGGGCCACGAAGGUACCGGGGACAUGGUGGCAGUGAUGAUCACUGAGGCUUAUGGGAAAGAGAUCCUGGCCCAGCUGGAGAGGAACCUGACGGUUCUGGUCCAGGUGUUGGUGGGUCAGCGAGGUCUGAAUAAGAACAACAAUCGGGGCUCGCUGGUCUUCGUGUCCAUCUCCUUCAUAGUCCUCAUGAUCAUCUCUUCAGCCUGGCUCAUCUUCUACUUCAUCCAGAAGAUCCGCUACAGCAGCGCCAGAGACCGCAGCCAGCGUCGCCUCGGAGACGCCGCGAAGAAGGCCAUCGGGAAACUGACGACGAGGACGGUGAAGAAAGGAGACAAGGAAACAGAUCCAGACUUUAAUCACUGUGCUGUUUGUAUCGAGGCGUAUCAGCUGAACGACGUCGUCCGUAUACUUCCCUGCAAACAUGUCUUCCAUAAAGUGUGUGUGGACCCGUGGCUGAACGAACACUGCACCUGUCCCAUGUGUAAACUCAACAUCCUCAAAGCCCUCGGCAUCAUGACCAGUCUGCCCUGUGUGGACAGCGUGGUGCUGGAUGUGGAGCGUCUGGGCGUCAGCCCGGCAUCCGGCAGCCAGAGGGCGCCGCUGGGUGACAACAGCCAGCCGUCAAUCAGCCUGGAGCCGCUCAGCCCCCCCCACCCUGAGGCCACACCCAGGACGCCUGCUGACAUCACCAUCGCAGUCACCAGUGGAGGUCACUUCUUCAACCGAACUUCGCUGUCGUCUCCUCGGAGUGUCGUCUGUGAGAUGGAGCUGCCGGACAUUCAGGCGUCUCUUGAUCUUUAUGAUGAUAACAAGUCCUGAGGCUUGUCGUCAUGGUGACCCCCCCUCUCUUCUGAAGUUACGUCAGUGUUUCUUGUUGAGGGGGCAGACUUUCAAACCUCAUUUACUCAUCAGACUCUAAGGACUGAAGUCAAAUAUCAGAAGUGAAUUAGGUUCCAUCAGAUAACAAACAACCAGAACCUGGACCUAGACGUGGACCACAGCCUGGACCUGAACCUGGACCAGCUGGAUGCAGGUCCUGUUGGUCUUAUAGGAGGUUCUGGGGUUCUGUUGGAGGCUCUUGGUCUUUUAACAGUGUUUGUGGUUUCUGCCUGACACAAGAACAUACAGAGAUCUGUUGGAGUUCUAAAGACCUGGGCCUCAGACCUGGACUUGCCUGAAUGUGGGUUGAAACCUGGCAGCCUCCGCCUGGACGAGGACUCCUGUGUAAAUACAGACUGAGCAGGUACUGGUCAGACCUGGACUCGGACCUCUGGAGGACUUUAAAGUGUUUGAAACCUUAAAGCAAAAAAUAUAAACCUGUUUCUGUGUAGAGCCUGUGGAUGUAAAGGAGCAGUCCACCACAACCAUUAACCACCUGUUAACCAACUAUGAACUGUCUGUUAACCAACUGUUAAAUGUCUGUUAACCAACUGUUAAAUGUCUGUUAACAGUCUGUUAACCAACUAUGAACCGUCUGUUAACCACCCGUUAACAUCUGUUAACCGUCUGUUAACGAACCAUUAACCAUCUGUUAACUGUCUGUUAACCAUCUGUUAACCAACUAUGAAGCAUUUGUUAACCAUCUGUUAACCAACCAUUAACCUUCAAUGGUCUGAGGUUUCAUGGGGGUCAGGAGGUCUGGACUUUGUACCGGACCUACAGGACCAGGUCUGGAUUUUAAGCUUUAACUGGGUCCAGAUGCUUCAACAGAUCUGGUAAAGUGUAGUUUAUCUGUUUGUCAGUGGUGUCACAAACCCUGUAGUGAAUGGGUUAGGGUUAACCUGUUAGGGUUGGUUAGGGUUAACCCACUGGGGUUAGGGCUGGUUAGGGUUAGGGUUAACCCAUCAGGGUUAGGGUUAGGGGAGUCUCUAAAUGGACCAGAUGAAACCUCAGUGAUUGUGUUAAAUGUUGGUUCUCUAACGUUCUCCUGGACAGACGACGCUCACUGCUGAGUUCUGCAGAUGUUGACUGUGGAUCCUCACCUGGACUGGACCAUCUGCUUUGGUUGGGGGGGGGGGGGGUGUUCCUGAGGUGGUGGACUGCUCCUUUAACGUGUAUCUAACAGCUUCUUAAAUACUCAGCGUGUAAUAAUCAGCUCUGUGACGGGGCAUCAGUAUAUACACAGCAUUAUACAAUCUAUAAUCUAUGAUGGAUCAAUAUUAUCUGUGAAGUGGCCUCAUGAAGCCCUGCAGGACUCUGUGCUUUUGUCUGUGCUCUAUCUGUGUCACAUGGUCCUGACCAAGACAGCGGCGUGUGUUCACCAUUAAAGUGUCAUUAUUAUCA
This is a messenger RNA of Sphaeramia orbicularis (orbiculate cardinalfish), 3267 nucleotides long. It is a transcript of the gene rnf130, whose product is annotated as ring finger protein 130. The record is from RefSeq and is a predicted model, not a curated record. The transcript is spliced from 9 exons. Bases 550 to 1803 code for a protein of 417 amino acids. Lineage: Eukaryota; Metazoa; Chordata; Actinopteri; Kurtiformes; Apogonidae.